AUGCCAAUGAGCCAGCACAAAGCGCCUAUCGCACUCUCAUUCGAGGCGAUCGACGACCUCAUCUAUGAUGCUCGGUCUGGCGAUCUCGAUGCUCUGAAGACCGAUAUCGAGAACCUUAGUAAGGAGCACGGCUGUUCGGCCGCAGUGAUCAUCGAGUCUGCUGUCGAUACGGAAGAUGAAAGCGAGGGAGGUACGGGGGCGUGUCUUUUGCAUUGGCCGGCUGCGAAUGGGAAUGUUGAAAUCCUCUCAUAUCUCCUCACCACCCUCUCAUCAGCAUCAUCUCCCUCGUCGAUAAUCAACCACCGCAAUCACUCCGGAAACACGCCUCUGCAUUGGGCUGCGUUGAACACGCAUCUUGACUGCGUCAAGGCCCUCGUUGAGGCUGGUGCUGAUAUCGACAUUAAGAAUGAUGCAGGCCAUGAUGCCGUCUUCCUUGCUGAGCGGACGGCUUGGUCGACGGAGGAGAAGGAGGGAGAGGAGGAGAAAGAUCAAGAAGCAGAGGCUCAAGCUGAGGUAGGAGAAGGCAAGGAGGUGGGAACGGGUAAGAUUCCCAAGGGCCAGGAGGUCGUAGAGUGGUUAUUGGGAUGUGAGAAGGGAGCUGGGUUGGAGAGUGGAGUCGGUGCCGAGGGAGAAGGGGAUGGAAGUAAGGGAGAAGAUAUGGAAGGUGUUGAGAAGACGAACGCAUAA
Messenger RNA from Paecilomyces variotii, 687 nucleotides. Its product is annotated as ankyrin repeat protein. Gene Ontology annotation, molecular function: protein binding. NCBI's taxonomy places the organism in Eukaryota, Fungi, Ascomycota, Eurotiomycetes, Eurotiales, Thermoascaceae. The transcript has 2 exons. The record is from RefSeq and is a predicted model, not a curated record. Bases 1 to 687 code for a protein of 228 amino acids.